UGAACCGGUUUGACCGUCAGAAUUGACGGUCAAUCAUUUUCUCCAUCAAUGACUGAGCACUCACUGCUGACUAGACUAGUCCAUAUCAUUUAAAAAUUGAAUAAAAAACAAAAAAAAAAUGAAAAGGGAAGUCGAAUGGUCCACCACAAGCAAACCUUUCCCAUUCUUUAUCCCCUCUCUUCCUCCUCUGUUAGCAACUAUCCCAGGGAGGAGAUUGUCAGAGACGGUGAUAAUUUGGAGAUUGAUGAGGAGGAAAGCCGAGCUCGUCGGAGAGAAAGUUGUAUAGGAGAUAAACGAUGCGAAGGAGCGAGCAGCGAGAGAGAGAGGAAGGGUGGAGCCAUUGAAGUUGUUGGAGUGGAGGCUGAGGCGGCGAAGCUGGGCGAGUGGCUGGAAGAAGAGCAAGUGACGCCGCGGCAGUCGCAAGGGGCGAGUGGGAUGGAAGGGUCCCAGCCGUCCAGGGCACCAAGUGGGUCGUGGAGGGCGAGCUUGAAGGCAGUCAAGGCUUGGAACUCGACGGCGGGGACGACGACGGUGGUGGCGACUGCGAGAAGGAGAAGGGGAGGACAAAGUGGAGGCGGCGGAAAAAAAUGAAAUUAGGGUUUGGAUGGGCUUUGGGGAUUUUGGAUAAUAAGAGGGUUUCAAUUUUAUAUCUUAAUUUUAUUUUAAUCGAAUAACAAAAUUAAAAUAAUAUUAUUUAAUGAUGUGGCAAGCCACAUCAGCUACUUUUUGAUGAGUCACUAACGGAGUAGUGUUUGACCGUCAAUAUUAACGGUCAAAGAAAAUUUUGGGCCAAAUUUGUCCAAUAGUUUGAAAAGUAGGCCAUAAAUGUCUUAUUAGAAA
Messenger RNA from Linum trigynum, 840 nucleotides. The record is from the annotation of a GenBank genome assembly. Lineage: Eukaryota; Viridiplantae; Streptophyta; Magnoliopsida; Malpighiales; Linaceae.